AUGUUCGACCACCAUGUGUUAAAGAAAUGGAACAGCUGUGAUGAGCUAUUGAUAUUGCCAGAUGUUCCUGUAUCUACAAUUAAAAAAAUACAUAUUUAUGAUUUUGAUAAUACACUUUAUAAAUCUCCUCAUUUGAAUAGAUCGUUACACUCCAAAGAAUUAGUUUCAUUAUUAUUGAACAAUCAGAAAUUACCCAGUGGUAAUUGGUGGUCCGAUCAAAGGUCACUGGAAGAGAUGUUUAUCGAAAGUAGACAAUAUAAAAGCAAUUCACUGGUGAAACGAACUUACUGGAAUAAAAAUAUCUUACCAUUAGCUGAAUUGUCAUGCAAUGAUAGUGACACAAUCUCAAUUAUCCUGACUGGGAGAAAAGAAAAACAAUUCAUGUCAUUAAUUACAAAAAUUGUUUCAUCAGAUAUACCCACGUUAAAAUUCAAUGCAGUUUGUCUGAAAAAGACAGAAUUAGAGUACUCCACGACUGCUGAAUAUAAAAUUGCUUUAAUUACCGACCUUAUGAAAUAUUAUUCCGAGUCUUUAGAAGAAGUGACAAUUUAUGAUGACAGAAUAUCUCAAUUAAAGAAAUUUAGAGAGUUUUUUGAAAAUUUAAGUGAAACAAAUAAACUGAAAUUAAAGGAAUCAUUUAAGUGGUUCGUCAUCCCAGUACCGCCUGUGGUUAGAUAUCUAAAACCACAAGUUGAAGCAAAUAUAGUCUCGAAAGUAAUCAACGAAUACAAUUUGAACAAUUCGUUACCAUUAGAAUUAAAAUGGGGCCCAAUACAGACAGGUUUUUUUCUAAAUAUUGCAUCACAGAGAAGGCUGAUAGCAUUUACUAUUAGUUUCUUUCAAAAAAAGCCAAAAAUGUGGGUUGAUAAUAUACCUGAUUAUCCAGCUUAUAUUCCCUGUAUUCAAAGAGGUAUGCAUUUAUCUAAAGACACAAUAAUUAAUAUAAUUACCAACAAAGAUAAAGACAUUUUAAAUAAUCCAGACAAAAUGAAUGAGAUAUAUGAAAAAUUUAUUACACAAGAUUAUGACUCCCCAAACGAAAGAUGCUGUGUUGAUUUUAAAUUAGUAGCUAUUGGAUAUAAUAGAAUCAGAAAGGAUAAUUCAAAAACUAGCAUUGAUAAAUUGCCCAAGAUACAUGUAUUUUACAAACUGAAAGCCUGUAGUCCGAACAGGUAUACCUACACGGAAUUUGACUUCUUGACUAUAGUGGGUAAUAUUGAAAAUAAGACACCUAGUUUAAGAGAAGAAGAACUAUUGGAUACUAUAAUGUUUGAUAAUUCUAGAAUAGUGUGGAAGAAUGUUCCUCCAGUGAAAUUGGUUACGUAUUUCGCACAGCACUCAACUUUACAACUCGUAUAA
Molecule: messenger RNA, 1359 nt
Organism: Vanderwaltozyma polyspora DSM 70294
Lineage: Eukaryota; Fungi; Ascomycota; Saccharomycetes; Saccharomycetales; Saccharomycetaceae
Exons: 1
Coding region: 1-1359 (452 amino acids)
Source: RefSeq, a predicted model, not a curated record